Molecule: messenger RNA, 312 nt
Organism: Psammomys obesus (fat sand rat)
Lineage: Eukaryota; Metazoa; Chordata; Mammalia; Rodentia; Muridae
Product: prothymosin alpha-like
Exons: 1
Coding region: 1-312 (103 amino acids)
Biological process (GO): positive regulation of transcription by RNA polymerase II; negative regulation of apoptotic process
Cellular component (GO): nucleus
Molecular function (GO): histone binding
Source: RefSeq, a predicted model, not a curated record
AUGUUAGAUGAGGUGGUGAACACUAGCUCUGAGAUCACCACCAAAGACUUGAAGAAGGAAGUUGUGGAGGAGACAGAGAAUGGAAGAGAUGCACCUGCCAGUGGGAAUGUUAAUGAGGAAAAUGGGGAGCAAGAGGCUGACAAUGAUAAAGGGGAAGAGGAGGAGAAUGAGGAGGAUGAAGAAGGUGACAGUGAGGAAGAGGACAGAGAUGAAGAUGAGGAAACUGAGGCUUCUAUGGGCAAGCGGAGAGCUGAAGAUGAUGAGGAUGAUGGUAUUGACACCAAGAAGGAAAAGACUGAUGAGACAAGAUAA